AUGGGAAAAGUUGCUAUUAUUCUUUACACUUUAUAUGAUCACGUUUAUGAUUUAGCUUUAGCUGAAGCUGAAGGUAUCAAAUCAGCAGGUGGUGAAGUUGAUCUUUACUUGGUUGGUGAAACUUUAUCUGAAGAAGUUUUAGGUAAAAUGCAUGCUAAACCAAAACCAGAUUUACCAACUGCUACUAAAGAUACAUUAACUGAAUAUGAUGCAUUCUUAUUUGGUAUUCCAACUAGAUUUGGUAAUUAUCCAGAACAAUGGAAGAAAUUGAUUGAUCGUACUGGUGGAUUAUGGGCUCAACAAGCUUUAAGAGGUAAAUAUUUUGGUGUUUUUGUUUCAACUGGUACUCCAGGUGGUGGACAAGAAACUACCAUUAUUAAUUCUUUAAGUACUUGGAUUCAUCAUGGUCUUGUUUUCGUUCCAUUUGGUUAUGGUCAUCCUGGUAUUACCAAUUUAGAUGAAGUUCAUGGUGGUUCUCCAUGGGGUGCUGGUACUUUUGCUGGUGCUGAUGGUUCUAGAAAAGUUUCUAAUUUGGAAAAAGAAAUUGCCAAUAAACAAGGUCAUGAUUUCUACAAGACUGUUUAUAAAUGA
Messenger RNA from Candida tropicalis MYA-3404, 591 nucleotides. RefSeq names its product Pst1p (gene PST1). The record is from RefSeq and is a predicted model, not a curated record. Gene Ontology annotation, molecular function: NAD(P)H dehydrogenase (quinone) activity; FMN binding. NCBI's taxonomy places the organism in Eukaryota, Fungi, Ascomycota, Pichiomycetes, Serinales, Debaryomycetaceae. The coding region runs from base 1 to 591 and encodes 196 amino acids. The transcript has a single exon.